Xylaria bambusicola is the source of this 1599-nucleotide messenger RNA. RefSeq lists its product as uncharacterized. Bases 728 to 1312 code for a protein of 194 amino acids. The record is from RefSeq and is a predicted model, not a curated record. Lineage: Eukaryota; Fungi; Ascomycota; Sordariomycetes; Xylariales; Xylariaceae. The transcript is spliced from 3 exons.
CUGAGGAACUGAGAAGGAACGGUAUCUGCUGAUAAUAUAAAACAGUAUUUAUAGUUACUCGAAACUAACACUCAACUUCUCUACAGCACUUGCUAGUAAACUGAUCAAAUAAACUCACAAUAGCGAGCAAUUAAACUAUCAUAGGGCGUUACCCAAUAUCACAAGAAGUUCAUCAAGGCUAAUCGUACUAGCAUACACAAAUAGUUCUUUUUUUCAACGGUCUUAGCAUGAAGCUGAACACAGCGUGCUUGGGCGAGUAGAAUAAAAUCUACUUGCUUCCAGGAUAUGCACGCCCCGUAACAAUGUUAACGCCAGACAUCGAACUUGUUUGCGCGAAUGGGCCCCCAGCAGUUAAGAGAUAGCGACGCCCUUGAGAAGGUUUGAGGUUGUAUUGCCUCCUCCGUGUGCGGGCUACUUAUUGGGGGUGGCUACGCGCUGCUACAGCUGAGCACCCUUGUUCGACAACCCCUUCGAGCUGUGUGGGGUUGCGAUCCAGCCACCCCCCAUAACAAAGUACUUACAAGAUCGGUUCCUGACUAAGUUACAUGUCAUCUUCUGCUCAUCCGUAGAACUUCGACGGCGACGAGGCUAUGGAGCUUCAGAGACUAUCGCGCUUCUUACGAUCACCACACAAGCUGUAUACCUGGCAGACACUAUUCUCCCUCUUCCAUCUUGCACUGAACAAACAUAUCAUCAUCAUCGAAUAUCUCAGGCAAUACUUAUCAGAAUGUUCAGCCAUCAGAUGUGGCGCCUGCUCUCAUGCAUUCUACUGCAGGCAACGAGAGUACUCGUAGGCGCCGCCACGCCCAUCGACCCCUUCGGGCUCUACGCUUACGGGCCCGGGAUCAGCGGCGCCCGGGUCUUCUAUUCCAACGAGCUGGCUUUCAUCGGCAACCAGACGCAAAUAGAUGACGAAGAAGCCGCUAGUGUCUUGUUCAACAAAUGGGGUCCCAAUAACGAAUUAAUCGCCAAUCCGGAGGGAGGAUCCUCUCCCCCGUCAUGGUCGAACAAAGCAUUCUACAUCCCGGCCGCGCGAUCCCCAUCGCACGACGUCGGCUUCACGCUAGAGCCUGACACAGACAUGGACACGUCUGGAUUCAUAUUCUACGGCGCAACGAUGCUGCACGCGAGCAGCGGGGAUAAUAAUCUGCGUAGUCUGUGGUAUGCGGUGCCGACGCGGUAUGAGAAGGUGUGGUCCUUGCAGUGGAAUACCACGGGCGAUGGCCAUGUAGCUGUUACGCUGAGAAAGGUGCCGCCUGCGAGGCCAUUUCGCGAUUUGGAAGAUGAUGUUGGGAUGUGGCUUCAAGCGUAAUCAGGUAGGUAGGCAGGUAGGUAGAAAUGGUGAGAUGGAUCUUGAUGGCACAGGCGGUCGUUUAAUUACAGGUGAUGAAUGUAUAUGAAUAAUGAAUGAUAAAACCAGCGUCUCAUUCAAAACUGAUAGAAUCGAAACUCAAUAUAGCUGGGAAAUUGGAAGGCAUCAGGCCUAUUUUCGGUUCUGCUUUUCUUUCUUUCUUUCUUUUCCCCUUCUUCCUUCAUCUAUAUUCCAGUUUGAAAUAAACUACAGUAUUUUGUGAUUUAACAUCGGUGAGUGGUUACCUC